This is a messenger RNA of Linum trigynum, 303 nucleotides long. NCBI's taxonomy places the organism in Eukaryota, Viridiplantae, Streptophyta, Magnoliopsida, Malpighiales, Linaceae. The record is from the annotation of a GenBank genome assembly.
AUGUACUCCUACCAAAACGCCCUCCAUGGGUUCAACGCUGUUUUAUCCCAACAAGAACUCCAAACCCUCGAAAACCUCCUGGGAUUUCUGUCAUCCUACAAAGACAAACUCGUCACGAUGGACACCACCUAUACUCCCGAGUUCAUGUCUCUCAACCCGUCAAUUGGCCUCUGGCCGGCCUCAAACUUCGAAGAAGACGUGAUCAUUGGUGUAAUCGACACUGGAAUCUGGCCUGAGAGCCAAAGUUUCAGCGACGACGGAAUGACGCACGCCUCUUCUAAACUCCCAUCCAAAUGGAAAUGA